AUGGCUCCUAAGCGUAGACUCAGCAAAGCUUCUAAGAAGGGUAUGGCAUCUGGCAGUGACGCUCCCGUGGUGGACCAUCCGUAUGUUGCCUGGAUGAAGAAGCGCCAGGCGGAAGGAGAUCGACGGGGACGCCUUCGCAGCGAGUGUGCUGAGACUCGUGACGGGGAACCCUUCGGCGACCCGGACAAUCAGCCAAGCAAGGCUCCGGCUGAGGACAAUGAAGCCUCCUCGUCUUUUGAUCGGAAGGAGUUUGACGCGUUUGAAAGUAGCGACAGCGAGGCGGAUUCCGACGCUUCGCUCGACACACCAGAAAACGAUUUCGAUGGAGCCGACGAGGACAACGAAAUCGCGGACGAAGGACCUGUGGCUGCGGAUGACAUCGGAACUUCCGCCCCGAAGCGUGGAGGGGAGCGUCCUAAGAAGAAACGCAAGGUCUGGCACAUCCGCAAGGCGAACAAGAAUUGGGUUCGCAAAUCGGAGGCCAUUAAGCAGCAGUGGAAGCGGAUGGAGCGCGAAUUCAAGGAGAUCAACGAUGCUUUGAACGUGUCAGGCAACGCCAACAUCGUCAGGCCGCCGUGGUUUACCUAUAUGGAAGAUCUGAGGGCAGGAUCUGCUGCCGUUGACCCCCAUGUUGUGGAUGGGGGUGGCGCCGUCAAGGACCAUGCUGAUCCUAACGCGACCAUGGAGCCUCCAUCCAUUGCGACAGCUACUCAGCAAGUGCCCGUGGUUCGAGAGCAAAAUCCGCAGCCGAUUCGUAGCAAGCGCGUGGCAGAAAGUGCGACCAUGACUGGGGCGAAGCUCGUCGCGGACACCCUGAAGGCAUGUAACCAGGAAGGCCUUGCUAAGCUGGACUAG
Closterium sp. NIES-65 is the source of this 855-nucleotide messenger RNA. The record is from the annotation of a GenBank genome assembly. NCBI's taxonomy places the organism in Eukaryota, Viridiplantae, Streptophyta, Zygnematophyceae, Desmidiales, Closteriaceae.